Molecule: messenger RNA, 1311 nt
Organism: Pseudomassariella vexata
Lineage: Eukaryota; Fungi; Ascomycota; Sordariomycetes; Amphisphaeriales; Pseudomassariaceae
Exons: 2
Coding region: 1-1311 (436 amino acids)
Biological process (GO): cytoplasmic translational initiation
Cellular component (GO): cytoplasm; eukaryotic translation initiation factor 3 complex
Molecular function (GO): translation initiation factor activity
Source: RefSeq, a predicted model, not a curated record
AUGGCGACGGUGCAGCCACAGCUCGUCUUUGUCGACGGCUCGUUCAAUGAGCUGGCGCAGGAAAUGGCUGACUACAUCCACGUGGGCGAUGAGGUCAAGACGCUGAUCGAGAAGGACCAGCAGGAUGAGGUUCUUAAGAAGAUCGUCCUGGCGUCCACUGCACUCAACUCGGUCCCCGAGAAGGAGUUCACCCCUGCUUACAACCUGCUCGUCUACCUCAUCAUGCAGUCCAAGAACGCCAACAUGCUGCUGUCCAAAGUCUGCGAUAACCUGAUGAAGCCGAUCACCUCCUCCCCCACCAACGGGCCCGGACUGGCCCUAGGCGCCCUCACCAACAUCUUCAACAUGCUGCCCCCCGAUAACGAGAUCCGAUACCAUGUCUUCUCCGCCAUUGUCCGCUUCGUCAAGCACCACGGUUUGUUCGACUACAUGAAGCGGUACCUGCCCAAGCUGGACCAGUGGGUAGAGGAGUGGGACAUCGAUGAGGAGGACCAGCGAAAGAUGUUCGAGGAGAUCGCUGAGGUGGCCAAGGAUGCGGGCGACGAAGAGGCAUCAUACGAUUACGUGCUCAAGGCAGUGCGCACCUUUGCCGAGGAAGACAUCAAGUCGGAAGAGGCACAACGCCUUUCCCUCCGCGCCAUCAAGACCGCCAUCACCUCCCCCACACAUUUUGACUUCCAAGACCUCAUGUCCAUCCCUGCCAUAUCCGCUCUCUCCGACUCGAACCACGUCUACUUCGAGCUCCUCGAGAUCUUCGCCGAGAAAGACCUGGAGGACUACAACGACUUCAACGAGGAGCACGAGGGCUUCCUCGAGAAGGAGCACCUCGAUGCCGACAAGUUGUACCGCAAGAUGCGUCUCCUGACGUUCGCCUCUCUGGCCGCCUCAACGUCAUCCCGCGAGAUCCCCUACAAGAACAUCGCCAAGGCGCUGCAGAUCCCCGAGGAGGACAUCGAGAUGUGGACCAUCGACGUGAUCCGCGCGCAGCUCGUUGAGGGCAAGUUGUCGCAAAAGAAGCAAGUCUUCCUCGUCCACCGCACAACGUACCGUGUCUUUGGCGAGAAGCAAUGGCGCGAGCUCGGCGAUCGCAUUGACGGCUGGCGGUCGACGCUAAAGACGGUCGCUUCCGCGUUGCGAAAGGAGCAGGUCAGUGCUGAGGCCGCCAAGAAGCGAGAUGCGGAGGAGCUCGAGCGAAAGCUGGCGGGCGCCUCGGUCAUGGACGGUGGACGUACAAUGGGUGGUGAUCGGGGUGGACGACGCGGCCUGGGCGACCGGCCUCCGCCGAAGCCAAGGAAUGACGACGACGACUAG